Messenger RNA from Paramecium pentaurelia, 645 nucleotides. The record is from the annotation of a GenBank genome assembly. NCBI's taxonomy places the organism in Eukaryota, Ciliophora, Oligohymenophorea, Peniculida, Parameciidae.
AUGAUGGGUGAUAUGUUAUGGAAAUUGUAUGAUAAGGAACACAAUAAAACAACAUAGAAGAAUUAUAUUUAUGACUAAGUUGAUGAAAACUAUCAUCAAUUAGCACUAUUUGCUGAUUUAGAUGAAAGAAUGAUAUAUGAAGUUUAAAGAAAUAAAUAAAUCAAAUUUAAGAAGCAUUCAUUUAAUAAUGAAAAAGAGGACUCACCUAAUGUCUAUUCUAGAGGAAAGUAUGCUGUCGGAUUAUACUAAAUUGAUCAAGGUUAAGACUUUAUUAGAAAAUAAGUAGAAACGAUUCAUACACUGGACGAAGAAGAUUUAACAACAUUAAAUAUUCAAAAAUUUUUAAAAUAUGUGUAUCUUGAUUUGUAUUAUUUCAUUACUUCAUAUGGGAAAAUGAGUUUACUAAAUAAUUACACUAGAAAAAAAUAAAAUCAAACUUAUUUUAUAAAAUAUCUCACAUAAAAAGAGAUUAAACUUUAUUAAUGUACUUAAUAAACAUCUUUCAACAACCUUAAUAUUAAGAUAAAAGGAAGAGAACAAUUUUUAUUGAAAGUUCGAUUUGACCCUUAAAAUUUUAGAACAUUUCUAUCAGUAAAACCAUCUAGUUUUUCAAUACACUUCAUCUAAUUACUAAAUAUUACUUGA